Messenger RNA from Anopheles marshallii, 819 nucleotides. RefSeq names its product elongation of very long chain fatty acids protein 1-like. The record is from RefSeq and is a predicted model, not a curated record. Gene Ontology annotation, biological process: fatty acid elongation, monounsaturated fatty acid; sphingolipid biosynthetic process; fatty acid elongation, saturated fatty acid. NCBI's taxonomy places the organism in Eukaryota, Metazoa, Arthropoda, Insecta, Diptera, Culicidae. Bases 1 to 819 code for a protein of 272 amino acids. Gene Ontology annotation, cellular component: endoplasmic reticulum membrane. The transcript is spliced from 5 exons. Gene Ontology annotation, molecular function: fatty acid elongase activity.
AUGGAUUUUCUUCAACAGAUGAACCUCACCGAUUUCACGAUCUACGAUCUGUUCAACGUUAAGGGUGUCGAGGAACACAUCGAUGCCUAUCCUUUGAUGGCCUCGCCCGUACCGAGCUCCAUCGUGAUUGCCAUAUACCUGUACUUCAUCUACAAAUAUGGACCAAGCUAUAUGGAGUACAGAAAACCGUACAACUUGCGAUGGAUCAUUGCCGGCUACAACAUCUUCCAGGUGGUUGCGUGCGGAUAUCUUGUGUUUAAUUACAUCAAGGUAGGAUUCGAAUUCAAAUUCAUCGGACGCUGUACCCCGAAGCUUCCUGUUACCGAGUAUGAACACGGGCUCGAUGCGGUCUACUACGGGUGGCUUGCGAUGUGUCUCCGAAUGAUCGAAUUCAUCGAGACGGUGUUCUUCGUGUUGCGAAAGAAACAGAACCAGGUCUCUACACUCCAUGUUUACCAUCACAUCAGCACCUUCCUCAUUGUCUGGUGGAGCUUGAAGCUAAGUUUGUCCUACCAGGAGAUGUCCAUCAUGGUACUCAACUCGAUCGUGCACAUGAUCAUGUACUCGUACUACUUCCUGUCAUCGUUCAAACCCUGCCAACCGUUUACCAACCGCGUAAAGCCGAUCAUCACCAUCAUCCAGCUGGCACAGCUCGUAACAAUGCUUGUCCACGUGUAUGCCGCCUUGCAGCCGACUUGUGCCGCCAACAAAACCAUUUACACACUGCACGCAAUUAAUCUCGUCAUCCUGAUCAGCCUGUUCACCAACUUCUACAUCCAGACGUACGUGCGAAAGGCACGGAAGCUGAAGCAGAAAUAG